UCCGAAAGCCCACUUUUCUCAUCUCCAUGGUGAUGCAAAUUCGUUUACAAACAACUGUGGUCAGGAAUUUCCAGGAUGAGGCGCCAACUUUCAGCCGGAAGGCCCUGCUCAAGCAGACCUUACAAGUGUGAACUAUCGCCGUAUGAUAAAAACUACCGAGGGUGCAUUAAAUCUGACCAGAGAGAUCUCAUUUUUGAGCACCAGCGUGUGGCUAAGAUGUCCAGGAGAGAUCUGGAGGAUAGUUACAUCUCUCUCUGUGACGAACACUUCACCCUCAAGCGAGAGAAUCAUGCUAAUCAGGAGAAAAUCAAGAGACUAAUCACAAAACUCUUGAGAAUCACUUCCUUUGACAUCAAGAGCACAUCCAAUCGCAGUCGGGAAACUCUAUCAGUAGAGGAAAGAGUUCAGCUCAGAAUAUUCGAUCUGGAGAUGCAGAAUUCGCAACUCAGAGAGAAAUUAACAGGCAUCUGUAAGAAAUACGGAUUGCCUUUGCCCUCGGCAAGGCCUUAUUCAGAGUUGAGAGAUCGCACAGGAAGUCAACUAACAUUUGAUGAGCCUGUACCAUCUCCACAAGAAGAGGUGAAAAUCUCAGAAUCGCCCAAGCAGGAGGAAUUGCUGAAGGAGUACAGGAACAGGAUUGAGGAGCUCACACGAGAGCUUGAGGAUCUCAAAGAAGAGCUGAAGGGCGAACACAGAAAGAAUAAGGAGCUCUUCAAUCAAGUUUCGGAACUGCGCCUGAGGAAGCACAUUGCUGAGAAUGUCCAACUAAUCCACAUUAGGGAGAAAAUGGAUGAAUUGAAGCGGGAGUUCAAGAGUAAGUCUGAAAAAAUGGAUGAGAUGAUAAAACAAAGUGCCUCAGCGCUCAAUGAGGAAAAGAGGAAAAAUGGAGAUCUGCAGAGGAAAUUAACGGAGCAGAGUGAAAAGAGUGAUCGUUUCGCGAGGCAAAUCAAGGAACUUGAGCAAUCCAAGAGAUUAGUUGAGGAGUUGAGAGAGCAGCUCACCGAGGCGGAGUCUGAGAAACAAUCGCUGAAGACGCAGCAGGAGCGCUUUUCCAUGCUUCUCAAGGAGACAUCCACCAAGAGUGACAAAUUUCAUGAUCUGCAGAGCAAGAAUGACACACUCCAAGCCAGUCUGGAUGAGGCCAAGUCCAGCGUGAUCGCGCUUCUGCACUCCAAAUCUGAACUGGUGGAGAAGAUUGUCACUCUGCAGAAUGAUUACGAUAGAAUUUCAGUGGAAUUGGAGGGAUUUCGCAGUAGAGCGCAAUUCUUAAGCGAAGAAAACGACCAUCUAAAUGAGAAGCUCACUAGAAUCUCCAUCGGCAGAGAUCAGGAGCCACAGGAUUUAACCAAGGAGACACCUAAAGUCAGUGAAAGUGGUGCAAAAAUGUGCACAUCGAUCACGAGUAUCACGAGCGAUGGGUCGAGGUCAGACACUUCAGUCUCCCUCACGUCGGACACUUUUGCCGUAAGUCCUUUAGAAAUCCCGGGUGGGAGAAGCAACUAUGAUAGUUUUGAGGGCAGAAAUCGAUUAGAAGUGCUGGACAGAGCGGCAUUGCAUCAACCCUUCUCUGUGACUAACACUGGCAAACUUCCAUGAUUGUAUUAAAUGUGUAUUAUUAAAAGAGCCAAAUGGAUUUAACAAAAUCGCGAGAAGUAAUCAAGAAAGGAACUCAAGAUAUAAAGUAUUAAGGAUGAAAGUUCAGGUGUGCAGAAUUCACGACAUUAAUAUGCGCAAAUUUUGCAUUUAAAAGAUAAAAUGUAGAAAAUGUUUUGCACGAUAAUUUGAGAGGAAAAAAAUCACUUUGAUAUUAAAAAUUAAUUGAAUAUUCACUUAUUCUCAAAGAGAAAGCGACAUAUUGAAAGUCGCAGAGUGGGAAUAAAUGUACG
Messenger RNA from Phlebotomus argentipes, 1886 nucleotides. Its product is annotated as intraflagellar transport protein 74 homolog. Gene Ontology annotation, biological process: non-motile cilium assembly. The record is from RefSeq and is a predicted model, not a curated record. NCBI's taxonomy places the organism in Eukaryota, Metazoa, Arthropoda, Insecta, Diptera, Psychodidae. The transcript is spliced from 5 exons. Bases 76 to 1596 code for a protein of 506 amino acids. Gene Ontology annotation, cellular component: ciliary transition zone.